This is a messenger RNA of Centruroides sculpturatus (bark scorpion), 1729 nucleotides long. RefSeq names its product iroquois-class homeodomain protein irx-4-like. NCBI's taxonomy places the organism in Eukaryota, Metazoa, Arthropoda, Arachnida, Scorpiones, Buthidae. Gene Ontology annotation, molecular function: RNA polymerase II cis-regulatory region sequence-specific DNA binding; DNA-binding transcription factor activity, RNA polymerase II-specific. The transcript is spliced from 6 exons. Bases 284 to 1510 code for a protein of 408 amino acids. The record is from RefSeq and is a predicted model, not a curated record. Gene Ontology annotation, cellular component: nucleus. Gene Ontology annotation, biological process: neuron differentiation; regulation of transcription by RNA polymerase II; cell development.
CGUAGCAGUGGGAGGAGCCUGGGCAACAACCGUAUCUUCCAUGUCAUUCAAUGAUGGUCGGUGUAGAGUCGUGCUUACUCCAUUGGCCUGCUUCAGACGGUACAUGCACUAACUGUCGAUCAUGUUGUAGCCAAAAUACAGCUGUUUAGCCCUGUUUGUUCUACUACAUGUCAACAGUUUGAUCUAAAAGUGUCAAUUAGCAGCACUUUCACAUUGCCCACUUUCGCAUUUUUGUGUAGCAAAGAUGGAUCCUCAUGCGGAUACUUUCUCGUGAUGUGACACCAUGUCCUACUCGCAGUUUGGAUACUCUUAUCCACCUUCCAGCCAGCUGAUGGUUGGAAGCCAAGCGGGCAGCAGUCCUGGCACCUGCUGUGAACCCACUACCGCGUCUGAAGGCCUGGCCACCACUUACGAUCCGUGCAUCCUGUCUACCUAUGGACCACGAUUCUACCCUGCUACUUCGUACCCGGCUGAAGCUGCACCUUCUACAAUAUACCCCUCCUUCAAUUCUUACAGCGUCAAAGAUGGCGGCGAUCCAUGGAGAGGACUGCCUCCUACUUCUUACUACUACGCUGAUCCUACGCUAUCGGCAUACGGGUAUGGAGGCUUAGAUCUGAAUAGUGCACGCAGGAAAAAUGUCACCAGGGACUCUACGACGACCCUGAAGGCCUGGUUGAACGAGCACAGGAAGAACCCUUACCCCACCAAAGGGGAGAAGAUCAUGCUGGCCAUCAUCACCAAAAUGACGUUGACUCAGGUGUCCACGUGGUUCGCCAAUGCAAGAAGGAGGUUGAAGAAGGAGAACAAGAUGACGUGGGAGCCCCGAAAUAAAAUAGACCAAGAGGACGACAGUCAGUCUGCAGAUCUUAACGAUACGGACAGAAGAAACGAUGGCAUUGGCGCCGCACAAACCUACCCUCCAGAAGAAGAGAUCAGCCCCUACGCCCACCAGGACCAGGAGAGACCCAUUUAUCCCACAAGUUGCGAACCAAUCGCCGAAUUGACUCCACCAACGUCGACAGAGGCCCACUCUCCAGAUAUCGAAGCCCUCAUGUCGCCCCCAGACAGCAAAGAAGCGGUUGUAGACCAGUCGAAACCGAAAAUCUGGUCGCUGGCCGACACUGCAACGAGCAAAAGCCCACCACCCGUUCAGGGACCCGAACCGUGUUCCUGGUACUCGGCACCAACUUCUCAUCCCUCUCCACCCUACAAUCCACCGAAUUAUAUGGGCACUUACGCAACGGCUGCGCUACCCACCGACACUCCACCUCAAACACCACCCAACAUGAAAGUGUCUUCGUUGCAUCUGUCACCUCCCAACUACCACACUUCGCUGACUUACUUCGGUAACGCCACAGGAAUGUGUGCUGCCAACAUUCCAUCUCACGUGCAUGAGGACAAACUGGUACCCUGCCCGGGUCACGUCACCGAAGUCAACCUGCCGACGGCGGACUAUCGACCGGAUUAUCCAACAGACGAUUACAGUUUGCACUAUCGACCCGUGCACUAAUCCAACUAACCUCUUUGACAGCAUAGAAGCCCAUUAAAUACCAGCAGAAAUGGCAGAAAAGGAGUAAGGUUUCAGGACCAAAAAAAUAAAAAAAAAUAAAAAAUCACCCCCCUCUAUUGAAAUAACGAUGGGAAAGAGUGGGGGACGAAGAUGAUUCUAAUCACAUACACACCCCCGAUACCCCCGAAAAGAGCACUAAUUUAAGAAAAUAAAAUAAAA